This is a messenger RNA of Carica papaya (papaya), 1233 nucleotides long. The record is from RefSeq and is a predicted model, not a curated record. Lineage: Eukaryota; Viridiplantae; Streptophyta; Magnoliopsida; Brassicales; Caricaceae.
AUACAAAGUUUUGCCCAGCCAAUAGGCAACAGCAGUAAAUAAAUUCGCUUUCCUUUUUCAACUGCGUUUUUUCCGAAGCAAGACUGCAGUAGCUUUUCCCAUUUUAUUCGCGUCAAAAGUGACAAAAACUUACCGCGGUUUUAAAUUUUCCCGCCCUUUCUAUAUCUCCUUUAUCCCCUCCAAACUGAAUCUUUCUUUUUCUCAUUAACCCAAGAUUUAUUUUCCCUCUUCGUCGUCUCUUUCCACUCCUCGUGCUCCAAGAUAUGGAGUCCAUGUCCCUCGAAGAGGCGGAGCAGGACCAAAAGGUCCGAUCCCUUGGAGUCGGUAGUCCUGGAUUUUCAGCCAUACCGGCAGCCGUGAAGCGCACCGCCCCCGGUGUCCGGAUUUCAACACCCAUCAAGCAAGAGCCUAAAGAUCCCACUUCCUUUCACGGCUUAAACUCAGAGGUCCAAGUCGUAUUCGGGGACUGGGAGUAAGUUUCUAGUCAAAGAAGAACCUAUUUUGGAGCACAUGGCAGUGGAAGACGGUGCUCGUGUCAAACAAGAAAUGGACAUUGAAUACGUUAAGCAAUCGACACCGAAAGAGGAAGGCCAGGUGAAAGAAGAUAAGCACGAGGAAGCUGAGAUGAAAGGGACGCAAGCGCCUCGUUCGGGUGCUGAACGGGCGAAGCUCAGUGUCCCGUUUCAUCCUGAUUUUGUGAAAGAGACAACAACAGCUAUUGUGAAGAAAGGAGGGGUAACAGAAGACCGAAGAUUGAGUAGCAUAAUGCUGGAGGAUGGGGACUUCCCCGAGGAAUGCGAUUGGUAUUUGGUUGGGGGAGCUGUGGUCCAGGGGCUGUCCACUACUAAAGGGAGGAAAUUGGUGGAUAAUGAGAUUGUCCAUUUCACUUUUCCUUCUUCGAAAUCAAGGUUGCUUCAGUGGAUUUUGUUCGCUUCUCUACCAAAAGAUACAGAGAGAAUAUAUAUAGCCAUCAGCAAUGACACCAUAACAGAAGAAACAAAAAUAAAACAGAAUACAGGGCACAGGGGCACCAUAACAGAAGAAAACAAAAAUGCAGGAAAACAUACAGAGGCAGGAAAACAUAAUGCAGGAAAACGUACCAGUGCUGGUACGUGGGCAGCGGACAAAAGAAAAAAGGAAUAAAAAAACGGUUACAAUUUAAAUAUAUUAAUUAUUUUUAAUACUCCCCCUCAAGAUGGAAGGUACAGAUUUAUUGUGCCCAUCUUACUCAGU